Molecule: messenger RNA, 1965 nt
Organism: Adineta steineri
Lineage: Eukaryota; Metazoa; Rotifera; Eurotatoria; Adinetida; Adinetidae
Source: the annotation of a GenBank genome assembly
AUGCCGUUCUGGAAGAAAGAUCCUGUUAAAAAAGAAAUUUAUACCAAUGUCGCGGAAGGUUUACGACAGGUAUAUAAAGCAAAAUUAUUGCCAUUAGAAGAAGCAUAUAGAUUUCAUGAAUUUCAUUCACCACAACUUGAUGAUAGUGAUUUUUCAGCUAAACCAAUGGUACUUCUUGUCGGACAGUAUUCCGUUGGUAAAACAACUUUUAUCCGUUAUUUAUUAAAUGAAGAUUUUCCAGGUAUUCGUAUUGGACCAGAACCAACAACUGAUUCAUUUAUUGCAAUUAUGAAUGCUGAUCGUUCCGGUACGAUUCCCGGUAAUGCCUUAGUUGUUGAUCCAUCAAAACCAUUUCGACCAUUAUCAAAAUUUGGAAAUGCUUUUUUAAAUCGUUUCGUUUGUUCACAAUUACAUAAUGAAAUUUUAGAAACUGUUACAUUUAUCGAUACACCUGGUAUAUUAGCAGGUGAAAAACAACGUGUUGAUCGUGGUUAUGAAUUUACACAUGUUCUUGAAUGGUUUGCUGAUCGUUGUGAUCGUAUAUUACUUCUAUUUGAUGUUUCAUCACUUGAUAUAUCAGAUGAAUUAAAACGUGCUAUUGAAGUUUUACGACGUAAUGAUGAUAAAAUCCGUAUUGUACUUAACAAAGCUGAUUCAGUAGAUCAUCAAGCAUUAAUGAGAGUUUAUGGAGCUUUAAUGUGGUCAUUAGGAAAAGUACUUGGAACGCCUGAAGUUUGUCGAGUUUAUGUGGGUUCAUUUUGGUCAAAACCGUUAAAUUUUGAUUCAAAUCGACGUUUAUUCGAGUUGGAAACAAAAGAUCUAUUUGAUGAUUUAGAAUAUCCAACGGAAGAUCUUCGUUUACAACAAUGUCAAAUAUGUGGACGACAAUUUAAUGCUGAAUCAUUGAAAAAGCAUCAAAGUAUCUGUAAAAAAGUAACAAAUAAAAAACGAAGAGUAUUCGAUGCUGGAAAACAACGAGCUACCGAUUCUGAUGUACCGUAUAAAGCAACUAAGCAAACAGCACAGAUAUAUAAUGGUGAAAUUGAUCCUCGAGAGAUUCAAUCAAAGUCGAAACCAAAAUCAAAUUGGAGAGAAAAGCAUACAAGAUUAAUUCAGUCUAUUCGUCAAGCUCGAACUGUUACGCAAGCUAUAGAACAAGGCGCACCAUUACCAGCUUUUAGACCAAGUGAAGUUCCAUCAGACUAUGUUGCAUGCCCUUAUUGUCGUCGUAAUUUUAAUGAACAUACUGCUAAACGACAUAUACCUUUUUGUCAAACACAACAUGAACGAAAACAAAUGCAACCACCUGCUAGACCAAAUCAACAAGUUGAUAGAGUACGAACGGUUCCUCCACAAAAUUCAUAUCCACAUAAGCAACAGUCAGCAAAUUUAGAGGCAUAUUCAAAUUCACAUGAUGCUCAUACUAAUGGUUAUAAACAGGUUAGAUCAGCUCCUAUGCGAGUACGACGAAAUCCAGCUGAACCACAGUUACCACCACAAUCACUACCACCUAAAACAUCGGGUUAUGGUUAUGGAGGUUAUCAAAAACGAUAUGGAUCGAAUUAUAAAGAAGAAUUAAUAUCUCCAGCUCAUUAUUAUGAACCUGAUGAUGAAGAUAAUUAUGAUUCACAUAUUUAUCAUCGUGCUCAACAACCUAUACUUAUGCGUACAGGACGUACUCAAGAACAUACAACUUUAAAUGUACGUGCUCGUCAACAAAAUGGUGAUCCAAGCCCGUACAUGCGUCGGAUACCACCUAUACUAACUGCUCCGGCUUCAUAUAGUCAAACACAAUAUCAUUAUGGUAAUGGUCAAAAUAAUACUUCGACGAGACCAACUGCUAUUGGACGACUACCACCACCACCACCUCCGCCAGUAUCACUGAGAAAUCGAUGCGGUGAAUGUGGUAGUGCUUUUAAAAUUGCAAGUGCUCGAUUCUGUUGUGAAUGUGGUUGUAAACGUUAA